ACCAGAGUUCCGCCCUUGCGGAGGAGGUCACAUCCCACAACAAACUCUCAUCCUGGUCGGAAGCUCAGCUGUCAGAGUUCCUCAUGCUGCUGCUUCGGCGUUCGGCAGUAGGUUUCGGCGGCGUGGCACGAUGGGGAGCGCGCUGUUUGUGUUCCGGAGACUCUGCGGGCCAGUACCGGGAUACUGUGCUGCUGCCCCGCACUGACUUCCCCAUGAGAGUGAACGGGCCGAACCUCCUGGAGCGAGAGAUCCAGAUCCAGCAGAAAUGUGGUUUCGAUCAGCUGUACACAUGGCAGAGAGAGAGAAAGGCCAAGAAGGAGUACUGUCUUCACGACGGACCACCCUAUGCAAACGGGGACCCGCACGUGGGUCAUGCUCUAAACAAGAUUCUCAAAGACAUCCGGAAUCGCUUUGAGAUGCUGCGAGGCAGACAGGUGCACUACGUUCCCGGCUGGGACUGCCAUGGGCUGCCCAUAGAGCUCAAAGCACUGGGAGACAUGGGUACCAGCGAGCUGACCCCUCUGCAGAUCAGACAGAAAGCGCGUGAGUUUGCAGAGAGAGCCAUAUCUAGGCAGCGUGCAUCGUUCCAGCGCUGGGGUGUCAUGGCUGAUUGGGAGAAUUGUUAUUACACUUUUGAUGGCAAAUAUGAAGCAGUCCAGCUUAACGUUUUCCAGGACAUGCACGCCAAGGGUUUCAUUUAUCAGGAUUAUAAACCUGUAUUCUGGUCACCGUCAUCCAGGACGGCACUUGCCGAAGCAGAGCUGGAGUAUAAUCCAGAACAUGUGAGCCGUGCCGUGUAUGUGACUUUCCCUCUGCUCAGCCUACCUCCCAAACUCGCUCCAAACGCAGAAGGUUUGGGUCAGGUGUCUGCUCUUAUAUGGACCACUCAACCAUGGACUAUUCCAGCCAAUCAAGCUGUUUGCUACAUGCCCAAAACAAAAUAUUCUAUAGUGAAAAGAGCUGAUAAUGAGCAGCUCUUCCUAGUGGCCACAGAGCGCAUCGGCAGCCUAGCUUCUAUACUGGGGACCAACCUGGAGAACUUGGCCACAUUUGCAGGGUCAGAUCUUGAAGGUGGAGUUUGCCAGCAUCCCACAAAUCCUUCAAAAGAAGUGCCUUUGUUGCCGGCUAAUCACGUGACCAUGACCAAAGGAACGGGUUUGGUGCACACAGCUCCCGCCCAUGGCAUGGAGGACUACAGCGUCGCCACGCACUUCAGUCUGCCUGUGGAGUGCAUGGUUGAUGAGGAGGGCAAGUUUACAGAACUUGCCGGAGCAGAACUGCAGAAUAAGUCUGUGAUGACCGAAGGAAGUGCAGCAGUGAUCUCAAUGCUGAAGGCAGCAGGAGCUGUUGUGAAAGAGGAAGAUUGUGUCCACAGUUACCCGUAUGACUGGAGGACCAAACUGCCGGUCGUCAUCCGAGCCAGUAAACAGUGGUUCAUUAAUACUGCCAGUCUUAAAGACAAAGCUAAGGCUGCUCUGCAGAAGGUGCGUGUGAUACCAGAAUCUGCGAGAUCCAGUUUGUUGGCGAUGUUGGACAGAAGGACAUACUGGUGUAUUUCUCGUCAGAGGAGCUGGGGCGUCCCCAUCCCUGUGUUCUACCAUAAAGAGACUGGAGAGCCACUUUUAAACAAACAUUCUGUGACCCGCAUCGCACAAGUUUUCUCUGAGAAAGGGAGUGACAGCUGGUGGGCGGAGCCGGUGGAAACAUUUCUCACUCCGGAAGUUCUUAAAAAUAGUAAAGCGAGUGCAGCGUCAGAUUACGUGCGGGGUGAAGAUGUCCUGGAUAUCUGGUUUGACAGUGGGGUCUCUUGGGCCGCUGUUCUACCGGAAUCAGACCCACGUGCAGACUCGUACGUUGAGGGGAAAGAUCAGAUCGGCGGGUGGUUCCAGUCAUCUCUGCUCACCAGUGUGGCGGUGCGGAAUAAAGCUCCUUACAGAGCGCUAGUGGUCCAUGGUUUUGCUGUUAGUGAAAAAGGAGAAAAAAUGUCAAAGUCUAUCGGGAACGUGAUCGAUCCAGAUGUUGUUAUUAAUGGGGGGAAGGACUUGUCUGUCUCUCCUCCGUACGGUGCUGAUGUUCUGAGAUGGUGGGUUGCCGAGUCGAAUGUGUUCUCUGAAAUUCAGAUCGGAUCUAACUCACUAAACUCAGCAAAAGAAAGCAUAAACAAGUUGAGAAACACUCUUAGGUUUCUUCUGGGGAACCUCCAGGGCUUUGAUCCUCGUUCUCAAGCUGUGGACCCCAAACAAAUGCACUACAUAGAUCAGUAUAUGCUGCACCAGCUCAGAGAGUUCAGCAUAAAGGUAACCGAUGCUUACAGCGAGUUUGACAGCGGUCGUGCCAUCCGAGUGCUACAAGCCUUCAUCACCAGAGAAUUAUCGAACUUCUACUUUAGUAUCAUUAAAGACAGAUUAUAUUGUGAUGCUGAGGACUCUAUAGGUCGAAGGUCAUGUCAGACGGUUCUAGAAGAGAUCCUGGACGGAGUGACACGGUCUAUCGCUCCUGUCCUCCCUCACCUGGCUGAGGAGGUGUACUCAAAUGCAACCGGACAUGACGAGGGGGAGACUUUGUUUCGCAGCGGUUGGAUAAAAACCAGCUCUGUGUGGCGACGACCGGGAUUGGAGGAAGCGGUGGAGGGGGCGUGUGCUGUGCGAGAUUCCUUCCUGUCAUCAAUUCCGGGAUGUAACGCUGCCGAGUAUGAACUCAUCAUUGCCAUUGAGCCCGGCCUGUUCUUUGAGCUCAUGGAGUCUCUUCAAGAGGAUCCCACCUCCACCUGCUCUCAGCUGACUGAACUCAUGAUGACCUCACGCACCACACUGACCAGCUCUCUGCCACGUGAUUUACCAUCAGAUACGGUGACCAGUUCCGGAAAGUUCCUCAUCAAUCUGGAGGGCGGUAUGAUUCAAGAGGAGAGCGCAUACAGCAUAGCCGCGAUGCCCACCUCUCUCUCACGCUGUCCGAGAUGUCGACGCUACACAUCAGACGAGCCCGACUGCCUCUGCCCACGAUGUCAGACUGUGCUGGAGAAUGCCAAGUAAACUUGACUGUUGCCGUGACGACCGCUCACCCACUGGCCUAUAACCUCCUUUGGUGAUAAUUGCAAAAUUGCCGCAAGGGCUACGAUGGACUGACAGGAAGCUGCUAAUGUAAAAUGCAAAAAGUUAACAGAAGCUGUGGGUGGAGCAUGCCUCUCAGGGGUCAGAAGAGAUGGACUGUUAGAAAUUAAAGAGAAAUUGGAAAGAGAAGCCAAAUAAACGACACUCGGCCGAGCCAAUAUUCACAUACACUUGGAUGUUUGUUAAGCUGACGAAUCCAAAUGUAUAUGAUUAAAUGGAAAGGGCUUAUUUUUGAAUCAAUGCUCUUUUUGAGGUUAAAGCCAGUGGAUUUAACGGAUAUGUUGGAAAGUAAAAUUUACGUGUUAUAUAUCUAUAUGUGUGGUGAGUGAGGGGUUUUGCUGAACACGUCUUACUUUAUUGGCUAUAAAUUCACAUUCUGUGAAGGACAUGUUUUUAUUUAAUGCGUCAUUUGAAUUGACUUUGUAAUGUACUGUCAGUGGGAUUCAUUUGUGAAAAACAACCAGAACAAUUUUGUGUGAAUCAUUAAUUCAAUUAUUCUUACAUAAAAUACAGUUUAUGCAAGAAUAAUUUUUCCAAACUGUUUAAACAAAUUGAUUCUAUUUGUUCCAUGAAUGAGGCUGAAUGUCAAUUUUAGUUUUUCUGUUUACGUGUACAUGGUGCUUCAUUGCAUCGCAUGUAUAAGCCAAUAAAGAUAUCAAUAUGCAUA
Messenger RNA from Triplophysa dalaica, 3777 nucleotides. It is a transcript of the gene iars2, whose product is annotated as isoleucyl-tRNA synthetase 2, mitochondrial. The coding region runs from base 84 to 3032 and encodes 982 amino acids. Gene Ontology annotation, cellular component: cytosol. The transcript has 23 exons. Gene Ontology annotation, biological process: isoleucyl-tRNA aminoacylation. Lineage: Eukaryota; Metazoa; Chordata; Actinopteri; Cypriniformes; Nemacheilidae. Gene Ontology annotation, molecular function: tRNA binding; isoleucine-tRNA ligase activity; aminoacyl-tRNA deacylase activity. The record is from RefSeq and is a predicted model, not a curated record.